Gastrolobium bilobum is the source of this 2939-nucleotide messenger RNA. Its product is annotated as F-box protein At2g14290-like. NCBI's taxonomy places the organism in Eukaryota, Viridiplantae, Streptophyta, Magnoliopsida, Fabales, Fabaceae. The record is from RefSeq and is a predicted model, not a curated record. Bases 1566 to 2699 code for a protein of 377 amino acids. The transcript has 3 exons. Gene Ontology annotation, molecular function: protein binding.
AGCAGAAACUAUAAAAUUUCACUGAUAUUUUCUUUGAUUUUUUAUUUUCCACCACCAUGUCCGAGAAUUCUCCAGGUUCUCAAUUCUACUCCAAAAUGGGGUUUUCCUUCUCCUUUAAGUGCACAAACGAUACUGAACUUUUCUACUAUUCGAGAAAUGUUCCUGAAUGAAACACAAAGCCAUGGUGGUACCUGUAAUCCUUAGCAUCAUGAUGGUGUUGCAAAAUCUGCAUUACAAUAGAAGAUGGGUUCAUCCAGUGUCGUCGUGAACUUGUUUUGGAUAAAGGUGAUGUUGAAAUUAAUAAAAUGCAAUCGAAGUCACUGAAGCAAGUACCUGAAUUAAUCAAUGCAUCUUGCUCAGCCCUGCAGCGAAGUACACACUGUUAACACUUUAGGCAUGCCAUUCUGGUUCUGGUGUGGCAUUCCUUUCUGGUUCAGGUGAGGCAUGACUUUUAUCUCUUUAUUGUUUGCCUGUUAAAAAAAAUUCAAAAAUCACAAUUACAAAAUAGUUGCCCUACUAGUGAUGCUGAAGAGGGUAAGACAGUCAGCAAGGAAGCAUGGACAAUUACAACAUAGUUGCCACACUAGUGUCGGACUUAAACAUGUCAUGUUGGAUACUCCUCAAACAAACACCCGUUGGAUACUUCUAGUCUACAAACUACCGUAUUUUAAUGUUAUUUUUGAAUCAUUGUUAGAAUUAUUAUACUAAAUCUGAAAGAUUUGUGCUAGUAAAGAGUAAUGACUAUGUUAUAAUGCUUAUAUUUUAAACAAAGUUGAUUGUGUUAGAAUUUGUAUUUAUCUCAUAAAUAUAUAUCUUUAAGUUUUGUGUUUUUAUGUUGAUCAUAGAUUAAUUUUAUAUGUUAACUGUGUUGCGUCCUUUUUUUUUUUCUUUAGAAUUUUCCAUGUCCCUGUGUGAGUGUUGUGUCAUAUGCAUGCUUCCUACAUAGUAAGACUAAAAUAAAUACAUAAAAUAACUCUCCAUUAUACCCCGACUAGCGAGGGUGGGGUGCCUACAUAGUCAGACUAUUAAAAAAAUAAUUAGAGUCCAAUCUUCUAAAUUCUUAGCUGUAAGCAUUUUACUGUUUUGUAAGUUGAACAUUUUUAAUAUUUUAUUUUUACUAUGAAUGUUAUGCUUGAUUAAUUAAUUUGUAUGGCCAAUUUAUGCAAAAUAGUCAAAUAGUUUACUACUGUUUAUUUAUUUUUUUAUUUUAAUGGUAAUGCCUUUCUUUAUUGAGAUAUAUGUUUCUUUGAACUUUGCUCUUCAUCUCGAGUAUAUCCAAAUUUUAAAAUUUAUUAAUACUCGAACAGUCGAACUCAAUGGCAAAUGUGUGUAAGAUUUGAUUCCAAACAAUACUCACAUUUAUGACAUUGGCAAAUGUGUUUUUGUUUCCAAAUUUUGAAAUUUUCGAUAUUUGGAACCAAUAGAAAUCCACUUUGUCGUGUUUUCCUGUAUUUUAUUUAGAGUGUCAAAUAUGCCCCCCCCCCCUUUUAUAAAAGGGUUUAGGGCUCAAUUGUAGAGGCACAAAGAAAGGCAGGGAGAGGUGGUGGGUGAAAUGAAAGUAGGGAAUGGGUCAAGGAAAUGAAGACGAUGCCAGCCAACAUAAUCGUUCUGAGGGCCUGCCUCCAACUUCAUCAUCAAGCAAACUAAUGAAAAGGGAAGCAGAGUACAGUCAACUUCCUUGGGAUAUACUUGAUAUCAUUUCCAAAAAAUUAGAAUUUGAUGACCUUUUUCAAUUUGCUGGAGUGUGCAAGAACUGGAGGACAUUUCGUAAAGUUUACUGGAGUAAUUUCAUGUCAUCCGAAGCACCAUUGCUUGUUCUAACUUCUUCUUCAUAUGCUAAGAAAGCUUAUUUUUUCGUCAGCAUAUCUGAACAAAAAGUUUAUCGCUCGAAGCUAGAUUAUUUCUGGGGACUAUCCUAUUUGGGUUGUUCUAGUGGAUAUAUAAUUAUGGCUGGUGCCGAUACUAAACUUCUGCUAAUGAAUCCUUUUACAAGAAGAAAGAAGCUAAUCAGUACAUCAGCCAUUCACGGAUAUCUGCACUAUAUAAAUUGCCAGUCCUUAAUUGCUUUUGCCAAAGGUUCUGAAGAAUUUAUCGUAGUGUUGUGGUGUAAACGCUUUUACAGUUUGCAUAUCUAUCAAUCUCGACAUUCUUGUUGGGUUACUUAUUCAACAGGGGGGAAUCCAUGGAAGGUUGUGGACUCUGUGGUUUUGAAUAAUACUCUGUAUGCUAUUACUGACGAGGCCAAGAUAGGGGUAUUGAGCCUGAAUUCUGCAAGUUUGAGAUUUCUAGAACUGAAGAAUACUCCCAAUGUAACAGCCGCAUGGCUUAAGUUGGUUAGUAGUGAUGGGCAGCUUUUAGUGGUUCAUUAUGAACACACGAUAAAAUUGGAUGUGUACAAGAUAGACUUGUCUGCCAUGGAAUGGAUCAGGUUGGAAACUUUGGGUGACCUUGCAUUGUUUUAUGCCAAUCGCAGAAGCUGCUAUGCAUUGAGGAACCCAGGUAAGUGGGGAUAUGAAAGCAACUUUCUGUAUUACAUUUCAAAUAUAUCACGACACUGCGAAGUAUAUUCACUGAAUAAUAAACUGACAAAAUGCAUUGUACCAAGUGGACUUCGAGCUUCUCGUAGAUCAAGUUUCUACAGGUUGGAUUGGUGUUUUCGACAUUUACGCAAUGAGGUAGAUUAUUCUCUGGUCGAGUAACCUGUUACUUGACACCAAGCAGCCUGUGACCUUGUGUUUGGACAUUGUUCCUUGUAUUUCCCUUUUGUGUGCUAAGAGUUUGUUUGACAAGACUGGAGAAACAUGUCGUGGUAACUAGUUUCAAUAAUUUAGCUCAGGUUUUUAUUUGACUUUGGAUGGUUGUUUACCUGCUAAUUUCCUGGUUUAUCUUCCUUGUUCUCUGAAGUUUUUAGGCUUGAAAAGUCAUUUGACAAUUUAAUU